Molecule: messenger RNA, 2544 nt
Organism: Chelmon rostratus (copperband butterflyfish)
Lineage: Eukaryota; Metazoa; Chordata; Actinopteri; Chaetodontiformes; Chaetodontidae
Gene: cnstb
Product: consortin, connexin sorting protein b
Exons: 11
Coding region: 533-1681 (382 amino acids)
Biological process (GO): positive regulation of Golgi to plasma membrane protein transport
Cellular component (GO): trans-Golgi network; transport vesicle; plasma membrane
Molecular function (GO): connexin binding
Source: RefSeq, a predicted model, not a curated record
GGAAAAUCCCCGGAUUGGACCGUAAACAAGACGCACGAGCCAGAGAGUCAGGGGCGGACAGAUGAUCCUGCUGCGGGCCGACGCGGAGCGGGAGGAACACCGCGACGCCGUCUCAGGGCAGCAUCCAGCGCUUCCUGGGGACAAGCAAAGGAGGCUCCACUGAAUUCUGAGUGCGAGACAGAAAGAAGAAAAAGAAGGAAGGUCUGCAAAACCCAAGGGCAUCAUUGUCCACAGCCCAGCCUUUAUAGACUAUGGUGGACAUUUCAAAUCUCCCCUUUCUUGACCACCCAGGAGAGGCGGUGGAGGAUUAAAUCACAUGCUCCAUCAAGAGUGAUCACAACGCCCUUGAAUCCUUUCUGGGAGCAUAGAGACUUUCCCCAGUUAUUUGCUUACCUCAGUCAAAGGAAGUUUUCUGAUACAAGUCAGAAGCGACUAGUGCUUUUCCAUUGAGGGCCCGGUUAAAAGAGACCCGGCCACGGCCCACUGGAGGGUCCCAGAGAAGCUUUUGGGGAACUUGGAGUUGGAGGAGGCGAUGGGUAACAAGAACGCCACCCUGCCGAAAGGUCCCGACGCUGCGACGACGCAUAAAGAGGAAGGGGUGUGCGUCGACAGUGCCACAGGAAGUGUCUCCGGAGAUGGACUGGCGGGCCCCAGCCCAGAGCUGCUGGCCUCCCUGCAGUCCCUCAGAGAAAACAGCGACUACACACUGCUGCCUCACUCCCUGCACCAGAUUGCAGAGGCCUACUCGCUCAAAGAGGACUACCAGUGGGCCAUCCAGUUCCUACAGCUGGAGAAGCUCUACCAUGAACGUCUGCUGUCCAACCUCGCCGCCCUGCAGGAGAACUGGGAGAGCCAGUGGAGAGAGAAGAAAACCGCUGAGAGCAGCUUGCCCGCUGAGACCGACGGCAUCGACCAGAAACAUAUUGAGACCCUGAGCCAGAUCUGCAGGACACACCUCAGACCGUCCAACAGUGUGGAACAGAAAAUGCUGAAUACAACACUGAAAGACCUUCAGGGCAAGAACGAGACACUACAAUCCUGUCAUCAUAAAGCCAACGAGCCUGAAACAACACACCAGGAGGGCGAACAGGAGCAAAGCCUGCAGAGCUCAGACUCUGAACCUCCCUUACCACAGACGGGCCAUCAGGGGGGAGGUGAGGAGGAGGAAGGAGGAGAGGAAGAGAUGUACGAGGAAGGACAGGAAGUAGAAGAGGAGGAGGAGAAGCCGUGUGAGGAGACACCAGAGGAAGAGGAGGUGAAGGUGGAGUGGCCGACAGGAGUCCCCCAGGCUUCAGACAAGGACCUGGCCAAGCUGUCCCACACAGAGGGGAGUUCCUCCCCAGAGGGACUGGUCUCCAUCCUGAAGAGAAGGAGAGCAUCUCUGGACGGACUGCCUCCCCCAAGCAACGUCACUAAACAGAACUCUAAACGCAAAGUUCGCUUCAGUGAGCCAGAGGACGGCAUCGAGCAGGAUGAGGUUGGUGGAGACUCCUGCCUGAUCCUGCUGCUGCUCUGUCUGGUUACCGUGGUGAUCAGCAUUGGCGGGACCGCCCUCUACUGCACCCUGGUGGACACGUACUCCAACAUUUGCACCGACUUCACUCACAACGUCGACUUCUACGUCACGACCGUGCGGAGGUUCUUUGAGGGGCUCAGACACUGGCUGCCGCUCCGGACUUAGACUCCGUCAUGUGCAGUCCAGAUGUUGGUGCUGUGACGGGCGCGGCCACUCCAAUCGGCUGUUUGGAGUCAACGUGAGAGGCACGGCACCUGCAGGGGUCAUCUGAUGCCGCCUCCCUGACUCUUUAACUGUGUCUCCUGCAGUGACAGGAGCUUCAGCCCUUUGACUCACUCAUGAAUUUGAGCUGUCAGUCCAAGAUUUCUGUAUAACUGCUGGGUGCUCAAAGCAACACCGAACAGUGAAAACUGUCGAGAUCCUCAAGCGUGCAUGUUGUGAGAGUUCACAGCUCUUGUUUACUACUGUUUGUAUAGAUACUGCGUCUCAAGCUGAUCCUGACAGAUGCGACACAAGAAGGCGCUCAACUCUCACGAUAUUUAUAUUUUAGCAGAGGUAGUAGUUUAUCUGUGUGCCUGUGUUUCCCUCACAGUUGUCGCUGUGUAUUCGUUUCUCUCCUGCUCUCAUUCUGGUGGUUUUAUUUUCACAUAUUCAGACAGAUGCUGCCAUCACACUCAUUAGGAUUGUAUGUGUGUGUGUUUUCUUUUGGAUGAUUAAUUCAAAUGAGGAUUAUUUCCUCUUUAAAUUCACGUUACCAUUAUCUUUUCCUCUGUUGACCCAUCUCUGUUAUAUCCUGCAGGGCUGUACAGUUAGAGCAGAAAUUUUACACGGCACAACGACAAAGAUUUAUAUUACUUUGAAAAACCCUGAUUCCAGAUACAGAUGAGCCGUUCCUGCCUUUACGACAAGAUCCUCGUGUUUACCUCAGCACAAACGGUGACUCAUAACAUUCCUCUUACCAUCUUGAUAUGACCAGGAGCAUUGUACUGUAUGUGAUUCUGGUAAAUGUACAACAUGAUCGAUUAAAA